Messenger RNA from Penicillium longicatenatum, 1488 nucleotides. RefSeq names its product putative GPI anchor biosynthesis protein Gwt1 (gene gwt1). NCBI's taxonomy places the organism in Eukaryota, Fungi, Ascomycota, Eurotiomycetes, Eurotiales, Aspergillaceae. Bases 1 to 1488 code for a protein of 495 amino acids. The record is from RefSeq and is a predicted model, not a curated record. Gene Ontology annotation, molecular function: glucosaminyl-phosphatidylinositol O-acyltransferase activity. The transcript has 2 exons. Gene Ontology annotation, cellular component: membrane; endoplasmic reticulum. Gene Ontology annotation, biological process: GPI anchor biosynthetic process; protein localization to plasma membrane.
AUGGAUCCUGAUUACAAAGCUCGGAAAGAGGCGUUCGUCUCAAAUCUUGCGGGAAGCGAUAUUCAGGAUAUCAAUCUGGUCACACUUGUCGCACCGGCCUCCGUCCUUCUCUGGUCCGCUCUCCAAUCGCGCUUGUCCUACUUUUCGCCAUACGGCCCUGCCGCAUUCCUGACCGAUUUCCUGCUCAAUGUACUAGCCAUUUUGUUCGCUACCACUGCCUACUCCUCUGCACCGCUUCUAUUAAACAUCUUUCUUAUUACACCGGCUGUCUUCCUGUUCCUCACCCAACCACCCGUGCGCUCCCCGCAAAAGGCCAAACCGCCCCGCAAAGAAAAUGACAAAAAUGACCGCGCCCAGGAUGAGGCGGAGUCGUUGCCGGUACACCCUUUCUUGACAACAUACCGAGCGUCCAUGAUGAUCGUGACAUGUGUCGCAAUUCUCGCAGUCGAUUUCCGAGCUUUCCCCCGCCGGUUCGCGAAGGUCGAGAACUGGGGUACCUCUCUGAUGGACCUGGGCGUGGGCUCGUUUGUCUUCUCCGCCGGUGUGGUGUCUGCGCGCACAGUGCUGAAGAACCGAGCUUCCAAAUCACCCAAGGCGGCUUUUCUUGGAAGACUUGCUGGGUCUGUACGGCAUUCCGUCCCGCUACUGGUCUUGGGUUUGAUCCGGCUGUGGAGUGUCAAAGGGCUGGACUAUGCCGAGCACGUCACUGAGUACGGCGUGCAUUGGAAUUUUUUCUUCACUCUGGGUCUAUUGCCGCCCUUUGUGGAGAUCUUUGACACCUUGACUGUCUUGAUCCCUUCUUAUGAAGCACUGGCUCUCGGCAUCAUGGUACUGUACCAAAUCGUUCUUGAGUCAACAGAGCUCAAGAGCUACAUUCUGAUCUCUCCCCGUGGGGCUGAUCUCCUAUCUAAGAACCGUGAAGGCAUCUUCUCAUUCUUGGGGUAUCUGGCCAUCUUUCUUGCAGGCCGUGGUUCGGGAACCCGGAUCAUUCCUCGGGGCACGUCGUCCAAAUCCUCCCAGCAGGCAAGAAAGUCAGUCUUGGUUAGCCUUGGUCUCCAGUUGAUGUUUUGGUCAACCCUCUUCUACUUCAACUCAUACUACGCAUUCGGUUACGGUGCCAAUAUCAUGGUGUCGCGUCGUCUCGCCAAUAUGCCAUAUGUGCUGUGGGUUGCAGCUUUCAACUGUGGACAACUUCUCUUGUUUUGCUUCAUUGAAACUGUCUUUUUCCCGGCCGUUCACCGGUCAUCUGGCAAAGCAGAUGAAGAGGAACGAACAUCAUUCGCGACCAGUCGCAUCCUCCAUGCGUUCAAUCGUGGAGGUUUAGCCGUUUUCUUGAUUGCCAAUCUGUUGACUGGAGUCGUCAAUCUGACUAUCCCUACCUUGGACAUCAACACGCCGCAAGCGAUGGUCAUUCUGGUCAUUUACGCGGCGAUUCUCACCGCUGUGGCGCUGGGAAUGGACAAGGCAAACAUCAAGUUGCGGCUGUAA